AUGUCUCAGUCUCCUAGCCUUCUGGAGAAGAGAGAUAAGUGCAUUGAGCUUUAUUUCGAGAAGUUCCAUUCCCAUUGGCCUUUUGUUCAUAGAGCAUCAUUUUAUGCGCCACGUGAGGUGCCUUUAAUGGUGCAGUCGAUGAUUGUUAUUGGUCUAUGGGCUAGUGGUGAGCAGGCCUCGCAAUCCGCCGCGAAAGAUCUUCACAAUAAGAUUGAUGCAGCUAUCCGAGAGCAGACGGGGAAAUGGGACGCUACGGAUCAUGAAGUUUCCAGCAAUUGUCGCUGGCCACUGGCGACAUUGCAAGCAAUCCUAUUGCAUAUCAUAUUCUCUUGCAUGAUAGAAAGUCAGCACAACUCUGACUUCGAGCUCAAAGCCUCUGUCACCCCGCAUACUACUGAACUACUUGCCGCGCUCAUCCGAAGCUGCAGAAAGCUUGGGAUGUUCUACUUCCCCAAUAUCCUCGCUCAAUAUCGGGAAACUGGCGACGAAGCUUUGGCUUUUUUGUUUAUUGAAGAGGUCAAGCGAUUUAAUCUUUCAUUGUACAAACUCGGCAGUAAAUUGAGCCUUACAAACAUUGGGCAUCUGGGAUCUAUACAGGAAGACUCACUUACCCUGAAUUGGUGGGUUGCAACAAAUGAGCUUCAAUUCCCAAUGCCAAAAAGCCGUCUUGUUUGGGAUGCCGCUACUAGAGAUGAAUGGAAUCGUGUAGUGCCUGCUGGAUCGAUUGGACUUGAGCUAAACGACGUCGCCGAAAAUAGUUGGAUAUCGAAAUCCUCUGAGUUAUUAGAGUAUUUUUAG
Messenger RNA from Penicillium manginii, 798 nucleotides. RefSeq lists its product as uncharacterized. Bases 1 to 798 code for a protein of 265 amino acids. Gene Ontology annotation, molecular function: RNA polymerase II cis-regulatory region sequence-specific DNA binding; zinc ion binding; DNA-binding transcription factor activity, RNA polymerase II-specific. The transcript is spliced from 2 exons. NCBI's taxonomy places the organism in Eukaryota, Fungi, Ascomycota, Eurotiomycetes, Eurotiales, Aspergillaceae. The record is from RefSeq and is a predicted model, not a curated record. Gene Ontology annotation, biological process: regulation of transcription by RNA polymerase II; DNA-templated transcription. Gene Ontology annotation, cellular component: chromatin.